Oikopleura dioica is the source of this 2265-nucleotide messenger RNA. Lineage: Eukaryota; Metazoa; Chordata; Appendicularia; Copelata; Oikopleuridae. The record is from the annotation of a GenBank genome assembly.
AUGAUUUUACUUUUUAUUUUGGUCUUUGUUUCGUGGGCGAAGAUACACAAGACGAUAAGAAUCGGCGAUGAUCAGGGUUAUGAAGGAUUCGUGAUUGGCAUAAGCAAUACUGUAAAAAGGGACUUGAGUUUUGUCGCUGGAAUGAGUGAUAAGUUCACACGCGUUUCGAAGGAAUUGUGGGACUCUUCUAAUGGGAGAACUUUCAUCAGUGAGAUAACCAUAGUCCUUCCUGAAAAUUGGGAAGAGCCGACUGAGGAAGAGAUAGCGCAACACUCACUGAAUUAUCGAGGGCCAGUCUCAGGACUAAGCUUCGAUCGAAUGGCGAUGCAGGUUCAUCAUGCGACUGACGACUUCAACCCACACAGAAUGUACGCGAUUAAAGUGACUCCCUGUGGUCAUUUCGGCAAGCACAUUCGCGCCACUGAUAACUACAUCAAGAAGUCAGACGACGCAGAUGUCGUUGAAAGGCAUGGACGCUUCGAAAAGGUCUUCGUGCGAGAAUUUGCAAAGCUUCGAUGGGGAGUUUUCGACGAGACAGUUAACAAAGAUAAAGAUGAGUACAUUUUUGACAGUGAAAAGAACGAAAUAAUACCUGCAAAAUGUUCGCGUGGGCUGAUUGGAACGCACGUCUACAAGGCGAAUUUCGAUGCAGAAAAUACAAAAGCGGGCGACAUCUGUGAAGAAGCCUCGCACAAAUACCACGGAAAAUGCCAUUUUAUUCCGAAUAGCGAUCAGACUCCAGCGGAGGGCACGAAAGCGCCCUGGAUCGGAAGCUUUAUGUACAGCACUGCUGUUAAAGAUAUCAAUACAUUCUGUCGCGACAGUACCAACGAUGCGCUUGGACACGAGUGGCGGCCGAACACAAUUCACAAUAAAGAGUGCGAUAAAAAAUCAGUUUGGGAAGUAAUUACGAAUUCGCCAGACUUUCAGCAAUUUACUGACAGCGUUGAUCUGGGCGAACUUAAAAUUAAUAUUGUUCGAGACACAGCAAGACGAAUUGUGCUAGCUAUCGAUAUGAGUACGUCGAUGCAACUACCCGGACAAACUUACGAUCGAUAUUUUGCUGUUAGAAAAGCAGCAGUCCAAUUUUUAGAAACAGUUUCUUUGGGGACAUAUAUAGGCUUGAUUUCUUUCGACAAAGGAUCGCGUGUGCAUUCAGAACUAAUGAAGAUUGAAGAUGAAGACAGCCGCACAGUUUUAAUCAAACGAUUGCCGCGAAAAGAAGACCUUGUCCGUGGAACCUCUAUUGGCGCUGGAAUUCUUACGGCAAUAGAAGUUCUUGAAGAGACUGGUCCUGAGGAUCUUAGAAAUCAUGGAGGCGAGAUUCUUUUGAUUACCGACGGAGCGGAAACUGUAAAACCUCAUCUUUCAGAUAUUCUCGAAAAGGUUUCGUCCUCGGGUGUUACAAUACACGCGAUCUCACUAGGCUCCGAAGCUCUUUAUGGCGUGGAGAUAAUAAGCGAAGAAACUGGAGGACUAGGAAUUUUCACUCCUGCAACCGUCGACUCCAGAAACACCAUGAACGUCAAUCUACAAGAUGCUUUCAAGCAGCAGUUCAACGGCGAAGGCGAAACCUUGACUGUUAGCUCAGAAGCAAUUGAUCUUGAAGACGAGCUGGAAAUACCAUUCGUGCUUGAUGACAGCAUCGGUUUAGGAACUAAAAUUUUCGUUACUUGGCCAGAAAGCGUCGCCGAAGAAAGCGCGCCUGAAUUGUCACUAGAGCUUCCUUCUGGUGCCACCGUCGAUAAAAAUUCCUCCGACAAUCUUGGCUAUUCAUUUACUAUUGCUGACACGGAAACAAACUCACUCACAGUCAAAAUGCCUGAUCCUUCAGAUGUCGGCCGCUACACAGUAAAAAUCAAAAAUCCUACCUCUGAAAAGUAUUCUAUUACUGUCGCGAUCAACUCCUUUCCGAGAGAUCAGGUGUCUCCUGUCAAAGUGACUGCAUACUCAAUGCUUGAUGAUGAUGACAGGCCUUUAGUGUACGUCGAAGUCUCACAAGGAAUGUAUGCCGUAAUUGGUGCCACCGUCGAUGCGCAAUACAUUCACCCAGAGCUGGAUUCAAAAGAUACGACUGAGCAAAAGUACUCUUUGCACGAUGACGGGGAUCAGACGACGCCAUCGCAGACGAUGGAAUUUACACUGGCACAAUCGAGGGUGAUAAAGAUGGCGAGUACUCUGUUAUUCGAAUCACAGUGUCAACAGACAAAACUGGCAGCAGCACUUAUGUCAGUCGCGAGCAUUACCUCGGCUGGGGAGAUUUGA